Messenger RNA from Cladocopium goreaui, 844 nucleotides. NCBI's taxonomy places the organism in Eukaryota, Dinophyceae, Suessiales, Symbiodiniaceae. The record is from the annotation of a GenBank genome assembly.
UCAAGUGUACAGAUAUAUUUUCCGGACUCUCAUGCCAUGUCGGAUCCGUAUGACGUGAAGCCUGGAAAGCAAGGACCAGCGGGGGGAAAUGUCAACAAGGCUGCUCCUCCCAGACCCAUUGGCUAUGCCAGACGGUGGGACCAUGGCAAACCAUUGGACGACCCCGUCUACAAGACAAAGACCAUACCAGCAGCGCUGCUUCCAGUCUUCCCCCAGGACUGGAGGUCUGCCGGACGCGCGCUGCUAUGCCUGGGCAUGGCUGCUAUUGAGGGCUUCCGAUUGAGGUCCAAGGGUGCAGUGCUGAAAUGGCAAAAGGCUGGCUUUUGCAGCAGACUUUGCUCUGAGCAGUGCGCCAAGCAUCCCAACAGGCUCUUUUGUGCUUGGAGAGCACAAUCUACUGUUCAUGAGCAUCACAAUCGCUUGGACGGCUUACUCCUAAGUUACAAGGGAGUCGUGCAGUACGACGAUCCAAAGAAGCCAGUGUUCCGCGUCAUGAACAAAGUUGCGACAAAGAACAAGUUCAGGUCUGAAAGGAUGAUGUGGGAUUCUGUGCGGGGCAAGUACCACUUUGUUGACAGGGAGCCAAUACACCCCAGCUUUGGAAUCAGACCAGACCGUGAUGAGUCAAACUACGCACCUGAUGAAGAAACGUAUGAUUCUGACAGUGACCUUGAAGCAUCUUCCGCAGUGCGGCUGGCAUGAUUCAGCCACCUUCAGGCAUUUUCCAUGCCUGCUGCACAUUGCAUGCAGUGCCAAUCCAGGAUGAAGAUUCUGAUGGGGACGGUCUUGCUUAGGAAGCCCAAAGCGAACUCCUGGGAAAUAUUGUCAAAUUAUGCGGCUUAAA